AAAUCCGCUUUGCCGUACCUUCUUCUCUUUUCCUCCCCAGUGGGCCUGAUUGCUUUUAACAUAAACCCUUACAAUAUAGAUUACAAAAUCAUCACACUGACAAUCUACGACUGUACUUCAAAAUCUAACUUUCAAAAACAAACCCUAAAACACUAAACCUCCUUCCCUCCUCAAUGGCCAGUGACGGAAAACGGAAGAAACGAGGCCGCAAAUCUAAAACCCAGACAACCCUAGACCCCACAACUUCCACCAUAAACGAUGAGGUUUUCUCCGUUAACAAUGUCGAAACCGUGAAUUCUACCACCCCAACCAGCGCCAAAAAACACGAAAACCGCCGCGGCCGUCCUAAGAAACGAUCCAAGCACUCACCAGAGAAGCCCGAGAAACCCCCGCCAUUAAUUAAUGGAGAAAUUGGGGUUGCGCCGCCUGUGGAGGGCGUGACCAGGGUGGUUCCGGCGAUGGAUGCGGUGGUGAAAGUGUUUUGUGUACACACGGAGCCGAAUUUAUCGCUUCCGUGGCAGAGGAAGAGGCAGUAUAGUUCCAGUAGUAGUGGUUUUGUUAUUGGUGGAAGGAGGGUUUUGACUAAUGCGCAUUCUGUGGAGCAUUAUACACAGGUUAAGCUUAAGAAGCGUGGCUCUGAUACUAAGUAUUUGGCUACUGUUCUUGCUAUUGGAACUGAAUGUGAUAUUGCCUUGCUAACAGUCAAUGAUGAUGAGUUCUGGGAAGGUGUGUCACCUGUAGAGUUUGGAGAAUUGCCUUCACUUCAAGAUGCUGUAACUGUCGUUGGUUACCCAAUUGGAGGGGACACAAUUUCUGUGACAAGUGGUGUUGUAUCUCGGAUAGAGAUCCUAUCCUACGCCCAUGGAUCAACAGAGCUUCUGGGUUUGCAAAUAGAUGCUGCUAUAAACUCAGGAAAUUCUGGUGGUCCUGCCUUUAAUGAUAAAGGUGAAUGUGUGGGCAUUGCGUUUCAGUCCCUUAAACAUGAAGAUGCUGAGAAUAUAGGGUAUGUUAUACCAACUCCGGUCAUCAAGCACUUCAUCCAAGAUUAUGAGAAGAAUGGAGCAUACACAGGAUUUCCGUUUCUUGGGAUUGAAUGGCAGAAAAUGGAAAAUCCAGAUAUGCGUGUGGCAAUGGGUAUGAAAUCUGAUCAGAAGGGUGUUCGUAUCAGAAGAAUUGACCCCACUGCUCCAGAAUCUGAAGUCUUGCAGCCAUCUGACAUCAUUCUCAGCUUUGAUGGGGUAGAUAUUGCUAAUGAUGGAACAGUUCCCUUUCGGCAUGGUGAGCGCAUUGGUUUCAGCUAUCUUAUCUCCCAAAAGUAUACUGGGGAUAAUGCUGUGAUCAAAGUUCUUCGGAAUUCUAAGACUCUAGAAUUUGACAUCAAACUCUCAACUCACAGAAGGCUAAUUCCUCCGCAUGUCAAGGGAAAACCUCCAUCCUAUUAUAUCAUUGCAGGAUUUGUAUUCACGACAGUUUCUGUUCCUUAUCUCCGUUCUGAGUAUGGCAAGGAAUAUGAAUUUGAAGCUCCUGUCAAGCUUCUGGACAAACUUUUGCAUUCAAUGCCACAAUCCCCGGAUGAGCAGAUAGUUGUGGUUUCUCAGGUGCUUGUAGCUGACAUUAAUAUUGGGUAUGAGGACAUUGUUAACACCCAGGUUGUUGCUUUCAAUGGUAAGCCAGUGAAGAAUUUGAAGAGCUUGGCCAACAUGGUUGAGAAUUUUGAUGAUGAGUUUCUGAAAUUUGAUCUGGAAUAUGACCAGAUAGUUGUUCUCCGGACAAAGACUGCCAAGGAAGCUACUGUAGAUAUUCUUACCACUCAUGGCAUACCUUCUGCAAUUUCUGAUGAUCUUAAGCCAUGAAUUUGAGUAUUUAUUAGGUACGUUGCAAUACUCUUGUCAGAGCCCUGUUACCCCCCGUAUUACCUUCAUUAAAGAUGGGGUGUGGGUUGUUAAUUUAUAAAAUCUAGGGUGGAGUAGAUUUUUUCAAUGAGGGAAGCUCACCGCGUGUAUUAUUGAUGGCAAUGUCCUUUCCUUUACCUGAUUGCUUAUGUGCUUGCAUUGCAAGGUUGAAAUUGGCAACACAAUAAUGGAAAUUUACAGGCGUCAGGACUUUGUUUUAUUGGGUUAGGGGUAUGCCUUUAAAAUUUACAGGCGUCAUCUAUAUACACGAGUAGUUUGAAUGCUGAUAUCUCUUGGACAGCCGAUCUCUCUCUCUCUCUCGCUCUCAUUUUUGGGAAGCUAUACACGUUGGAAACAUGUUCAUUUUUCUGGUUAGUGCGUCACUAAGCCAGCAAGUGACUGUGAGAAGCAGCCGCUGGAUGCUCUCCUGUUCGAGGUGCCAGAUAAUAAAUUCCACAAUAAGGUGCAGGAUGAUAACUCAGUAUUUGAGUUUUGGACCCCUCUUUUUCUAUAUUUGUGCUCCUUGUUCUUAUCCAAUCUUAACAGGAAAGAAAUGCAAGAAUGCAUGGCCAGUAUCCACCCAAGAGAUGGGGAGCACAUUCUGUAGUGUUGGAUACUGCCAUUUCCCUUUUUUCCGCCUGAGCAAAAUUAUUAAGUUAUGAAGAUCAAAUAACAAAGUGAUCUGAUAGCCCUGUGCUUGAAAAGAGAAGAAAAACUAUAUACUAUACUUUUUGUGUUUUGUAAGAAAACAGACACCGGACUGGAUAUCUUACCAAGUAAACGAACUUAGAAAAAAAAUCAUUAUUAACAGUUUAAUAAAGAAACUACUCCCAAUUGGUUUGUGUGA
Populus trichocarpa (black cottonwood) is the source of this 2739-nucleotide messenger RNA. RefSeq names its product protease Do-like 9. The record is from RefSeq and is a predicted model, not a curated record. Lineage: Eukaryota; Viridiplantae; Streptophyta; Magnoliopsida; Malpighiales; Salicaceae. The transcript is spliced from 9 exons. The coding region runs from base 174 to 1853 and encodes 559 amino acids. Gene Ontology annotation, molecular function: protein binding; serine-type endopeptidase activity. Gene Ontology annotation, biological process: proteolysis.